GGAAAAGAUGCGGAACAUCACCGUAACUCUCCCCGAAGGCACACAUAUCUUCAACGACUCCGAAAUCAUCUGCACGCCCGCCAAAUGGAAGGAUAUCGCCAUCUUCUUUCUCGUCAACUACGUGACGCACGCGCUUACGACCGUUGUUCUCCCCGGCGAAGGCUGGGAGUCGUAUCUGACCAACGCACUCGCGUCGCUCAUGUUCCCCGGUUUCGGCGCGUAUCGCGGCUUACGAGCUAUCUUUGUAGGGUGGGCGACGGUGCGCAAGCGGUUUCGUUCCGAAUCAUGGGAGCAUGUUGAUGGCGAAACGAAGCACAUGCAUAAGCACAAAGCGAGAAGGGCCAGGGAUUUACAGAAAGCCAGGAGAGCAGGGGCGCUUUGUAUGAUUGUGAGGUCCAGUGAUUGGGAGCCAAGAGAUGGUGAUGUGAUUGAGAAGAACGUUAUGUUAGUCCAGGGUUCUGCGAGAGAGAGUUUCUUCAACGGCAAAGGGAAGAAGGAAGCCGUGGUCACAGAGCAGGAGAUAGACGAUGACCAGUCGUUGCUUCGGGAUUCGUACUUCGAGAUGCGGAGCAUGUCAGGAGGCACGAGCGCGCCCGGGAUCCAGCUACAUACGUACUCUACGCCGUGGACGUACUGUAGGAAACGCUGCCCGGACUCUGUCGGAUCGCGAACGAUACGAUGCGCGCCCGCGGACCUCUCACCAGGCUAUUCGAUUAUUAUGGUCCCGGCAUGCACUCCCGUUCGCAACCUGAUCGACGAUGCUGCAGUUGAUCGUAUCAAUUCCAACUACGACAUCAUGAGAGGUCUCGUUGCACUCGUACAGGCUCUACUUGCCAUCCAGACUCUUUAUCAGACACGGGGUGAUCAGCUCGAGAAGCUCGGAUAUGCGGCCUUCGGACUGACCGUCGCACCCUACGCAGUCAUGAGUCUGGUCAAUCUCCUCGGUUCGCUCGCAAGGCCCGAUUACGAUGCUGUGUACAUGGUUGGCUCGCCUAUCAUGGCUGAAGAACGCAGGAGAAAAGGUCUGGAUGGAUACUACGACGGUGUAGUCGGCGAAGUAUUUGAGGCAGAUACGGAUCGCAACGAGUCGUUCGCGGACAACAAAGUCGAGGAGGGGUCCCAAUUUGUCAAGAGCCCGGUUAAAUUCGUCACCAUGAACAAAGAUAUGUAUGUUCAGUUCGCGAACUGGGGCAUCGCAGCAUCUCCAUAUCGUCAAGCAUCUGAGGAGACCCUCGUCAAGGUGAUAACAGGUGGCGCGACCCCGGAUUCUGCAGCUCCCAGUCGAUCUCUGUUCGUGCCGAACGCAUCGCCGUUCUCCUACAACCGUGCAAAGAAAGGAGCCAUCAACGAUCCGCUGCCCUCUCCACUCGUCUUAGACACAGCAAAGUGGCCCGGGAAGCUUCUUCCGCGCAGCACACGGUAUAUCAAGCGCAGUCGCUACUUUGCAUUUGCGCUUUCGCUAUCCCCAGUUAUCAUCAUCUUCGUGCUCUCCAAGUUUCGGUCCGGAAACAGCACGAUUUUGCAGCGGGCCAUCACUAUGCUUUGGUUGGCGUGGGGCAGCGUCAUUGGGUUUCUUGUGGCCAAGUACGAGAAGAAGGACACUAUUGGGGAGAAGGUGGACGGUGUUACGAGGGUGCGCAGCGUGCUGGUAAAGGCUGUGUUCUUCCUGGUUUUGGGAUGGCCCGCGGUUGCCGGAUGGUGGGUUGUGGCGGAGAUGCUGCUGAAUUAUGGCAAGUGCGUCAAGCUGCCUGGCUAAGGGGGAGA
Molecule: messenger RNA, 1764 nt
Organism: Paraphaeosphaeria sporulosa
Lineage: Eukaryota; Fungi; Ascomycota; Dothideomycetes; Pleosporales; Didymosphaeriaceae
Exons: 1
Coding region: 8-1756 (582 amino acids)
Source: RefSeq, a predicted model, not a curated record